Molecule: messenger RNA, 2736 nt
Organism: Prunus avium (sweet cherry)
Lineage: Eukaryota; Viridiplantae; Streptophyta; Magnoliopsida; Rosales; Rosaceae
Molecular function (GO): zinc ion binding
Source: RefSeq, a predicted model, not a curated record
UCCCAAGUCCGUUCGCUGCCCUUGUUGCCCCUGCAAAAUUUCUGUGCCUUCCCCUUCUCUACCCUUCUCCUUUCAGGUUGAGUUUGAGCUUCUGGUGGCUUCUGGGCAGUGGGCACGCUUUAAUUCAGUAUACUCGAAAAUACAAAGUGGGCAGAAAUCUUCCAACUUUAAGUUCAUCAUUUGAUUGAGUUGGUGGGGGUUGGUUCUGUUAAAACUUUGGCCUUGUAAUGGCAAACCAUAAUUUGAUUCUCGGGCAAAAUGGGGAGUUGCCAUUGAGGCAGAAUUCACAUCCGGGACUGGGGCAUGAUCACAAUUUGGUUCUAGGUCAAAGUCAUGACUUUGCAUUGGGGCAUGCCCAUGAUCAGGAUUUGGAAUUAGGGCAUGGUACUCAUGACGAUAAGCAGGUUUUUAGACAUGCCCAUGAUCAUGGAUUAACUUUUGAUCAGACAAAUGAACAUGAGAUCGCACUUCAGCAUAGUCGUAUUCAAAAUCUUGAAGAAGAAGGUUUGGAGUUGGAUCCAGAUAUUGGUCUUGAAACUGAUCAAGAGAAUAUUGAUGUUGAUGACCAUGAUAACGAACUUGCUCUUACUGUGACUCACGGGUUGGGUUUAUCAGAGAAUCAUGAAUUGUCUGUUGUGGAGGAACAUGAUCUUCACGGAAAUUUAGAUUUAGCGAUAGAUGAAAAUCAGGAUAUGGGUAUUGUGCCUGACUCAGACUUGACUUUGCAGCAUUCCCAGCUUUUAGAUAGUCCUCCUGUCCUCCAGUGUCGAUCCCUAGCUAUAGCUUCUAAUCACCAGCUGACUGUUGGGCAAGAGUUUCCUGAUGUCCAGAGCUGUCGAAGGGCACUGAGAGAUGCUGCCAUUGCGCUUCGCUUUGAGAUGCAGACAGUUAAGUCUGACAAGACUCGUUUCACUGCCAAAUGUGCAACUGAAGGAUGCUCUUGGCGGAUUCAUGCUGCAAAGCUGCCUGGUGUUCCUACUUUCACUAUAAGGACCAUCCAUGAGGAACACACCUGUGGUGGAAUCACCCAUCUUGGUCAUCAACAAGCCUCAGUCCAGUGGGUUGCAGAUUCUGUGGAACAACGCUUGAGGGAAAAUCCUAAUUACAAACCAAAAGAGAUACUAGAAGAGAUUCACCGAGUUCAUGGGAUUGCACUAUCAUAUAAGCAGGCAUGGAGGGGAAAGGAACGGCUCAUGGCAGCUGUUCGUGGAUCUUUUGAGGAAGAUUAUAGACUCCUUCCUCAAUAUUGUGACCAGAUCAGAAGGACCAAUCCUGGAAGUAUUGCACAGGUUUAUGGUAAUCCUGAUGAUAACUGCUUCCAACGCCUAUUUGUUUCAUUACAUGCAUCAAUAUAUGGGUUUCUGAAUGCAUGCCGGCCUCUUCUUGGACUUGAUAGAACUCAUCUGAAAAGCAAGUAUCUUGGGACUUUGCUUUUUGCUACUGGAUUUGAUGGAGAUGGAGCUCUAUUCCCAUUAGCAUUUGGGGUGGUUGAUGAAGAGAAUGAUGAAAAUUGGAUGUGGUUUCUCUCCGAGCUGCGUGUCCUGCUUGAAAAUUAUGCGGAGUACAUGCCAAGGCUUACAAUUCUGUCUGAUAGACAAAAGGGCAUUGUCGAUGGAGUGGAAGUUAACUUCCCAACUGCAUUUCAUGGAUUUUGUAUGCGCCAUCUAAGUGACAGUUUACGCAAGGAAUUUAACAAUACUUUGCUUGUUAACCUUCUCUGGGAAGCUGCUUAUGCUCUUACUAGCAUUGGGUUUGAACAAAAAAUUCUUGAGAUUAAAGCUGUAUCACAGGAAGCAGCCCAUUGGAUUGAACAAAUUUCACCUCGCUUGUGGGCGACAGCAUAUUUUGAGGGAACAAGGUUUGGGCAAUUGACGGCUAAUAUGGUUGAAUCUAUAAAUUCUUGGAUAAUCGAAGCAUCUGGGCUUCCAAUUAUUCAAAUGAUGGAGUGUAUCAGACGGCAUCUGAUGACUUGGUUCAAUGAGCGCCGUGAAAUGAGCAUGCAGUGGACAGGCAUACUUGUUCCUUCUGCUGAAAAGUGUGUGUUAGACGCACUUGCACUUGCUCGUACUUAUAAUGUGGUCCGUUCAAAUGAAGCUGAAUUUAAAGUUAGAUCCCAUGAAGGAUCACAUACAGUUGAUAUUCGUAACCGUUGUUGUGAAUGCCGUGGAUGGCAGUUAUGCGGGCUGCCAUGUUCUCAUGCUGCGGCAGCUCUGGAGUCUUGUAGGCAACAUGUUUAUCGGUUCACUGAAAGUUGCUUCACAGUGGCAAAUUAUCGAAAAGCCUACUCAGAGACGAUUCAUCCAAUUCCCGAUAGAACUCUGUGGAAGGAGAUGGUUGGAUACCAGAAUGAUGGUAAUACAGAUAUGUGGGUUAUUAUAAACCCGCCAAAGUCGCUUCGACCACCUGGACGACCAAGGAAAAGGCGAAUCCGCACAGAAGAUGGUAGUCGUACAAAACGAGUUGUCCAUUGCAGCCGCUGUAAUCAGACCGGACAUUUCCGAACAACUUGUGCAGCGCCCAUUUAGUUACGGGUACCAAAGUUGAUACUGUGCAAAGAGGAUAUAGACGUUUCUCUUCUUUCUAUAUUUUUUCUUCUUCUGGAUUUGUAUUAUUUUUUCGUGUUCAUAGGCUUUCCUUAGACAAAACGAUCUUCUGUAGGUUUUUUUUAUUUUCGGAUGAUAAUCAAUGUCCAGUUCGUUGUUUCAUGUCUUAAGGAUGAGGCUUUAGUUCUUCUUC